Rubroshorea leprosula is the source of this 825-nucleotide messenger RNA. The record is from the annotation of a GenBank genome assembly. NCBI's taxonomy places the organism in Eukaryota, Viridiplantae, Streptophyta, Magnoliopsida, Malvales, Dipterocarpaceae.
CCAGAACGAGGAAUUAGACAGGGGGGUCCACCCUACACUCAUUUUGCUUUCCUCUUCCUUUCAAUUGAGCCAAUCUUUCGCUUUUCUCCUAAUAUUAUUAAUCUUAUCAUGAGUUGUGUAACGAACGUUAAGAUGGCUCUUUUGGGAGGCCCCUAAUUUUUUCUCCCCAUCUCGUGGCCUCGUGUUGAUAAAGCCCUUAUUUAUUUGUUCUAUGUAUGGAAAGGUUAUCGAUGCUGAUUGAGCAGAAAGUGCAGAGUGGAGUUUGGAAAGGUGUCAAGGCUUCCAGGGGUGGCCCAUUCAUAUCACAUCUGAAAAACGCGGAUGAUCUGCUGCUCCUGGGCAAAGCCACGGAAACUCAGCUAGAGGUCAUGAUGGACAGUCUGCAACUGUUUUGUGAUGCCUCGGGACAGAAGGUAAACAAAGCCAAGUCACCUAUCUUUCUAUCCCCUAAUGUUCCCACAGCUAGGGCCAGGCAACUAAGCAGCACCUGCCAGAUACCUCUUGCAACUGAUAUGGGGAAGUACCUGGGUAUCAAGCUGGUGCAAGGAAGAGUCACGAGAAGCUCUUUUGCAGAUAUUGUGGAGAAAGUCAACAAAAAGUUUACUGGCUGGAAAGCAAAGUCUCUCUGCAGAGCGACCCUUGUGCAGUCUCUUACGUCAGCCAUUCCCCAAUACAAGAUGCAAACAAUGGCAUUACCUGCAGCAGUGUGUUCCGAGGUGGAUAAAAUGAACAGGAAGUUCCUUUGGGGGGAUAGAGCUGAGCAAAAAAAGGGUCUACCUUGUUAAAUGGCAAGAAGUUUGUCGAAGCGGUCUGAAGAACGUUCAA